CGUAUCGCCUCGCCCUGGCUCCGGGGCUCCAGAUGCAGCAGAGCGGCGGCAGCCUUGCUAACAGACUGCUAGCGUCAGUGACUCUGGCAGCCGGGCACGGCGCUGUUCCGUCUCAGAGCAGGCAGAGAGGGACCCGCGGCGGGUAGACAGUACACACAACCUCCAAGUCGGAUUUCUGUGAUAUCACUGGGAGUAAUGUGGCAAAACCAGGCGGACUGGCUGGAAAAAGGUGCCCGGUGACUGGAAGUAGGUGCGGCCUGGCUGGGGAGCCUAAAGCGGAUAUUUCCGGAAUAUCACACUAUGCUGAAUAUGACAGCCAGUUAGCUCCGCUAAGAAAAUCUGAGUCAGGCAUGGCAACGUCUUCCUACUUGGAGCCAAACCUCAAACACUCUGCAGCAGGUGGGUGUGGGGUUAAAUCCCGGUCCGGGGUGGCCGGCAGUACUGGUGUUGGUACCAGUGGCUCUGCUGGUGGUGUUGAGCGGACACCGGGUUCUAUGGAUCGGGUUCUGAAGAUUUUCCACUACUUUGAGACAAACAGUGAACCAAGCACCUGGGCGAGUAAUAUAAGACAUGGAGAUGCUACUGAUGUCAGGGGAGUCAUCCAAAAGAUAGCGGAAAUCCACAAAUUGCGCUGUGUCACUUCACUUGGCCUCCGUUUAACACAUUUGCACACGGACGCACGCCAUUGGUUACAUCCUGACUUGGGAGUCUCUCAUGUCAGGGAGAAAUAUGAGAAACAGCACCCACAGGAAGAGUGGAGGUACGAACUGCGGAUGCGUUACUUUCCGAAAGGUUACCUCAGUCAUUUCUCGGAAGACAAACCCUCGCUCAACUACCUCUAUCACCAGGUUAAGAGUGACUACAUGCAACAUAUCGCAGAUCAGGUGGAUCAAGAUAUCGCUUUGAAACUGGGCUGUCUGGAAAUAAGGCGUUUCUUCAGAGAGAUGCCAGGAAAUGCCCUUGACAAGAAAUCCAACUACGAACUCCUAGAGAAAGAUGUUGGUUUAAGAAGGUUCUUCCCUAAAAGCCUACUGGACUCUUUAAAGGCAAAGGCUCUCCGCAAGCAGAUCCAGCAGACGUUUAAGCAGUUUGCCAACCUCAACGAUGAGCAGAGCAUCCACAAGUUCUUUGAGAUAAUCUCUCCCAUCUACCACUUCGACAAAGAGUGCUUCAAAUGUGCUUUAGGGUCUAGUUGGGUAAUAUCAGUCGAGUUGGCAAUCGGACCAGAGGAAGGAAUCAGCUACCUCACAGAUAAGGGCUCAAUGCCUACCCACUUAGCUAACUUCAACCAGGUUCAGUCCAUCCAAUAUUCAGCUUUGGAGGAAAAGGACAGGAAAGGCAUGCUGCAGCUCAACGUAGCAGGAGCUCCAGAGCCCCUCACAGUCACCACAGCGUCGCUGACCACAGCAGAAAACAUGGCCGACUUGAUUGACGGUUACUGUCGACUCUUCUCCUUAGCUACUCACUCCUUCAUCGUCAGAGUCCACAAGGAGGGCGACAGAGCACUACCAUCUCUGCCAAAAGUGUCAAAUCACGAGAGGCGGAUGGAAAAACGGAUGGAGGGAGUACGAACCAGAGCAGUUUGUGUGUCAGGGCACACUAGUGGCGAUGAAACAGACGACUAUGCUGAGAUCAUAGAUGAGGAAGAUACCUAUACAAUGCCUUCAAAAUACUAUGGACUAGAUCAAGCACAGGACUAUGAGAUUCAGAGGGACCGCAUUGAGUUGGGCCGCUGCAUAGGUGAGGGUCAGUUUGGGGACGUCCACCAAGGAGUCUACAUCAGCCCGGAGAACCCGGCACUGUCAGUAGCUGUGAAGACAUGUAAGAACUCAACAUCGGACAGUGUCAGGGAGAAAUUUCUCCAAGAAGCACUCACCAUGCGUCAGUUUGACCAUCCUCACAUUGUGAAACUGAUGGGCGUCAUUACAGAGAAUCCAGUCUGGAUCAUCAUGGAGCUUUGCACACUGGGAGAGUUACGCUCCUUCCUGCAAGUGAGAAAGUACAGCCUAGACCUGGCUACUCUCAUCCUGUACUCCUACCAGCUCAGCACGGCAUUGGCCUACCUCGAGAGCAAACGCUUUGUACACAGGGACAUAGCAGCACGGAACGUCCUGGUAUCCACCGUGGAUUGUGUGAAGCUGGGUGAUUUUGGUCUGUCACGGUACAUGGAAGACAGUUCUUAUUACAAAGCAUCUAAGGGAAAGCUGCCUAUUAAAUGGAUGGCUCCUGAGUCUAUCAAUUUUAGAAGAUUUACCACAGCCAGUGAUGUCUGGAUGUUUGGUGUCUGUAUGUGGGAGAUUUUAAUGUACGGCAUUAAGCCUUUCCAAGGUGUGAAAAACAAUGACGUCAUUGGCAGGAUAGAAAAUGGAGAACGACUGGCCAUGCCCCCGCAGUGCCCCCCUACCCUCUACAGUUUGAUGACGAAGUGCUGGUCGUAUGAUCCCAGCAAAAGGCCGCGCUUCAAUGAACUGAAAACCCAGCUCAGUACCAUACUAGAGGAGGAGAAGCUUCAGCAGAAGGAGAGGAACAGGAUGGAGAUGAGGAGGCAGGUCACCGUUUCUUGGGACUCGGGAGGAUCUGAUGAAGCACCACCAAAACCCAGUAGACCAGGUUACCCCAGUCCGCGAUCCAGUGAAAGUUACUACCCCAAUCCCCAGCACCCUGGACACUACCAGAUGGCAGGGUACCCCGGCCCUCACACGCUCCCUUCGGUGCCCAGCGCCCUCUACCCACCGUCGGCCGCAAUGCUGGACACUCAUCACGCGCACACGCACCCUCGCCACCACGUCCACGCGCACUCACAUGUACAGCACCUCCCCCAGUCGCACGGACAGGACAUGGUCCAUUGGGGCUCAGCCAUGGAGGACAGGGAACUAGACUUGCAGCCGUGUGUAGGCCAGCAGUGCCUGUUAAUGGAGGAACAGCUGAUGCUACAACAGCAGCAGAUGGAGGAGGAUCGAAGGUGGCUGGAGCAAGAGGAAAGGCUGCUGACUCUUGACGGUGAUGAGCGGCGAGGGAGGAGGGGCGAGCCCCAAGUACACCACCUUCAUACUUCGAAACCAGACACCAGAAGCUCUCGGGGGAGUCUGGACCGAGAUGACGGAGGACUCCCGCUUCCAGCGGGAAACCAGCACAUAUACCAGCCCGUGGGCAAAGCAGAGCUUGUGGCCCCUCCAAAGAAACCCCCUCGACCCGGGGCCCAGAGCCAAGGGAGCAGUCUGGCUGGUCUGAACUCUGCUGACAGCUACAAUGAUGGACUCAAGCUGCAGCCCCAAGAGAUCAGCCCCCCACCCACCGCCAAUCUGGACCGCUCCAAUGACAAGGUGUACGAGAACGUAACGGGAUUGGUGAAAGCUGUGAUCGAGAUGUCCAGCAAGAUUCAGCCAGCUCCUCCAGAGGAGUACGUUCCCAUGGUCAAGGAUGUGGGCCUCGCAUUGAGGACUUUGUUGGCCACCGUGGAUGAGACGCUACCGCAACUUCCUGCCAGCACACACAGAGAGAUUGAGAUGGCGCAAAAGCUUUUGAACUCUGACUUGGCAGAGCUGAUUGGGAAAAUGAAGUUAGCUCAACAGUAUGUGAUGACCAGUCUUCAGCAGGACUAUAAAAAACAGAUGUUAACUGCGGCCCACGCCCUUGCUGUGGACGCUAAGAAUCUGCUGGAUGUCAUCGACCAAUCCCGGCUCAAGAUGAUGUCCCAGCCCCGCCCACAUUAACCUCACAUCUGAGGGGUCCCACACACAGGUGCUGGUUAUGGACUCGGUGGAUCACUCUACUUCCUUAAGUGAGCCUUCUUGGAGGACUGAUCUGAGCUGAUCCCUUCAUUUAACUCUGCACCACUGUGACUUUGGAAGAAAAAAAAAAAGAACCGAGCAAAAACAGUUCCUGAAUCAGGGAUUUGGCAGCUUUGCUCUCUGUGGACUCGACUGAGGAGGAAGCGAGGAUAAAGUGAUGAUGGCCAUGACUGAGAACUUUGCCAUUGCUGUGCUUUGUGUCCAAACUGGUGGCGUCAGUAAGCCAAGCCAUGAGAACAUGACUCUUAUCAGCUGCAUCACUUCCGCACGACAAGGAGGAACUCCAGCAUGUCCACGAGCAGUCCUGACAGAGAAACCUUCACGUCUCCCCUCAUCUCUCUCUCUCUCUCUCUCUCUCUCUCUCUCUCUCUCUCUCUCUCUCUCUCUCUCUCUCUCUCUCUCUCUCUCUCUCUCUCUCUCUCUCUCUCUCUAUCUAUCUAUCUAUCUUUCUCUAUCUAUCAAUCUCUAUCUCUCUUUCUCUGUCUCUUCCCCCGUCACGACGGGUUUUAUUUAUAGCAACAGAAACUACACACAAUGAUACCGAAGGACUUUGCCUUUUCAUUUUCCUUCAUCGUCACUACUCUUCCUGUUGUCUUCCUCGCUCACAUCCUUUCUAAGCAGGUUGCUAAGACUCUAAAUGUGAACAAUUCACCUUUUUUGUGUCCUUGUGAACAAUCACAGUCUUCUUACUGGAAAAUGACAACAUAUUCUAUCCCAGCAGCACUAAGGAGGAGGAGGAGGAUGGUGGAUCAUGAGGGUCUGUGUUUUCUUCCCAACAUGGAGAAAGGAGGCUGUCAUCAGUUUUACGAUGACAUCAUCUCCUCUUCACCGACCCACACACACACACACCACUGAUGUCACAAAGUGACUGGACAGGAACACUGAGCCGCUUUAACUGGAAUUUCAUCUUGCACAUAUUGAACUGAAAACACAAACGGCACAUGUGUGUUUGUGUGCUAGCAAAAGUGUGUGUGGGGCGUGACAUACAGGUAUGGAGGAGAGCAUUAUUUGCACAGCACCAGAAUAAAUCAAGUGAGUUGACCCAGGUUCUAUUCCCACGAUUAGCCAGCCAAUCCGCACCUGGGCAAUAUAGUAGGGUUUAAAAAGAUGUAAAAUAAACCAUUUAUUUUUUUCCUCUUUA
Molecule: messenger RNA, 4932 nt
Organism: Nerophis lumbriciformis (worm pipefish)
Lineage: Eukaryota; Metazoa; Chordata; Actinopteri; Syngnathiformes; Syngnathidae
Product: focal adhesion kinase 1-like
Biological process (GO): protein phosphorylation; signal complex assembly
Cellular component (GO): focal adhesion; cytoskeleton
Molecular function (GO): protein tyrosine kinase activity; ATP binding
Source: RefSeq, a predicted model, not a curated record